UAUGCCGAUAAAGUCGCGAUCUGUCCACCAGUCGGCAGCACCAUCGACUUUCGGGCAUUGAACAAGUAAGAUGGCCGCCACCGACUCGAGUUUAUCUAGUGAAAAUCCCGCCAAGAAGGAGGAUGAAUUCAACGAAUUUUACACGGAGGUUAAAGAAAUCGAGAAAAGAGACUCUGUGCUGACACCUAAACAACAAAUUGAUAGAUUAUUACGACCUGGAUCAUCUUACUUUAAUUUGAAUCCAUUUGAAGUUUUACAGAUUGAUCCAAGUACAGCGAUAGAUGAAAUCAAAAAGAAAUACCGUCGUAUGUCAAUUUUGGUGCAUCCCGAUAAAAAUCAGGAAGAUGCAGAGAGAGCGCAGCAGGCAUUUGAAAUUGUUAAUAAAGCGUGGAAAACUUUGGAAAAUGAGGAAACCAGAUCAAAAUGUAUGGACGUCAUUGAAGAGGCAAAGGCUCGGACUGAUCACAUGAUUGCAGAAAAGAAGAAAAAGCUGAAGAAAGAAGGAAAAUCAGAGAAUUCAACUCCGACACUUUUGGAAGAAGAAACUGAGGAGGGUUACAGACAUGCAGUCUGGGUUAUGACGAUGAAGUUGUUUGCCGAUAUGGAGCGAAGAAGACGGGAAUUAGCCACUAGAGAUGCAGAACAGCGCAAAAGAAAACGCGAAGAGGAAUUAUCAGCAGAAGCUCAGGCGGCGUUAGAACGCGAAUGGCAACGAAACUUUGAGGAAUCUAGACAAUCACGUGUCGAUAGCUGGAAAGCGUUCCAAUCCGGUACCAGUGCCACAAAACAAAAAAAAGCGAAAAAGCUGAAGGCCUUUAGGCCGCCGAAGACGAAGGCGGAAUCGCGAUAAUCGCAGUCACACUCUUUUCUCCACUUUCGAUGUGCGAAUACUGGUUUCAGUUGACGCGAUACUUUACCUUUUAGAGAUUUUCUCGCAGUGUGUUAAUGUAGAUAGAUUAAGUGAUUCAGCACAGCGCAAUAUUAAUCCAGCCAUCGAUCAACGUGCUGGAUCACUUGGAACUGAAAGAUAUUGGAUUCUUCAGCCCUUCUUGGCUCCAGACCAUUCAAUUUAGUGUAAGACAAGAGUUUUUCGAUAAUGGCGUCCAUUAUUAACUCAGUGCCGAGAUUCGAGUUUCUAAAAGAUUCUCACACUAAUGAUCAUCAAUUUCACUAAUCUAAGAACAAUUUAUUAUAUUUUUGACGAAAAUACAUCUUUUUAUUUUAAUGAUAUAAGAGGAUUAUGAUACAUACUGAAGCUGCUUAUAUAAAAUUGAAUUUUGAAUGAAUUUGGUGAAAUUGAUUGCAUUCAACUUCUUUGCUUAGAUGAUCGUGAUUUAAAGCCAGAGAGAUUUUAAAUGUUGGUGUUACGAGUAAAACCAAUGUUAAGAGCAGAUACAUAUUUUUGCGAGAAGAAAAGAUAUACAAGAUGUUCCUAAACUAGCGAUAAAUAUUUUAAUGACAAAUUUUUUGUAACAUUUUAAAACGAGAAUUUUAACGAAAAUGUCGAGGCUAUAGUAGUUUUCAAAUGAGAAAGUUUGAAGUUCACGAAUGACAGGGCUAGAAUUUCGCACUCUCAGGAAUGACAAAAUAGCCAGUAAAGCAUUGCUUUGGUAAAGAUACUUCCACGAAUCGAAUGCCUUUGACAAUAAUGAAAUUAUUAUAAAAAUAUUCAAGAGUCUCAUUAAGAAUUUAUUUCUGUUUAUCCGUAAUGAAUCAUAAGAACAAUUUAAAACAUUUUUAUUAUUUUUCAAUAGUUUAAUACAUUGAUAUUGAUAUGUAUCAAUUGUUUAUCUAUCUUCACAUUGAAAUUGGUCAAUAAAAACAUUUUUUGUUCCAACAGAGGUUGAAUUUGUCGAUAAAAUAUACAUAUACGAAUCCAUUCCUGAGCGCGCGAAAUUCCUGUCAUUCAUUAUUUUUAAACUUUUCCCAUUUGAAAACUGUUAUAAGCUCGACAUUUACGUAUUAAAAUUUUUAUCUUAAAAUAUUACAAAUUUUUUGUGAUUAAAAUAUUUAUCGCCAGUUUAGAGACAUCCUAUAUAGAGAGGAAACACAACCUAUUGAAUGAAUAGGGAACGCAUCUCUUUAUAACACACCGUGUAUAUGUGAAUGGAAUGUGAAUGGAACAAGUUUCAUUGUGUGUAUCAGUCUUAUAGUGUAAAAUCGCGCCGUUUGUUUUGAAAACAAUGUAAAUUGGAUGUCAAAUAAUUUUGCUAAAACGAAUAAAAUUCUACAUAUAAUUUAAAUUUAUUCUUAAGUUAAUUCAAACAUUUAAAUUAGAAUUUUAUUUAAAUUUUUUCGUUUACAUCGUUUUCAAAAUGCACGGCUCGAUUCAUCUUGCAUCAAAAUCUUGCGUUUCCUCGCAGAAUUAACGAUUAAGGAGUUUAUCUCGCAAAUUUCGUAAUUUUGCGGCAUUGAUGAUUUACAUAUAUAAAAAAGGAAAGAAAGAAAGAAAAGAAAAAUUUCUUCAGAGCAUUGUACAUUUGCAAUACCCCGUGACAAAUGUCAAUUUUAUAAUCUACGCGUAUCUCGUGCUUUUAUUAUUAAACGUACGAUCGUCCAUCAUAAAGAAAGUAGGAUGUGUAUUAUCGCGAUGAAUUUAGAAUUCAGGGAAUUUUGAUGAUACCAUACUUUGGAUGAUAAACAACAAGAUCGUGCGAAUUAAUAUAUAAGAUGGAAAUUGUUGCAAAAGAUUGCAUAAAAAUUAUAAUAUUUAUUGUAACAGGAACUGAUUGAACCUAAGACUCAAUAAUUCAAAUUUUGGGAUUUUCAAAAUUUCAUCUGAAUUCAUAACUAAAAAAAAAAAAUCUUUAUACUAUUCUUUUCUUUAUACUACUAAAGAGAAACGAUCCUUUUCGCAUUAUUGCAAGGGAUUCGAUUCUGCACUGAAUAAGACCUCGAAUUAUCGUGAUGCCGUUUGAAUUUAAGCUCCGUUAUUUAAAAGAAAUAUGAUAUUGUGAUAACUCGUUUAUUAUAUUUCACGAACACUUCAAUAUUAUACGAACAAUGUACGAUUGCGGAGCUUCAUCGAGAAUGAAAAUAGUUUGUUCGAGCUUUGAAAUCAACUGUGAAAUGUGAAUAUAUAUACGUAUAAAUUGUUUCUAAAAGACUGUUUAUUGCACGUGACUUCGAUAUAUAAUAUGUAUAUCCUAUUCAACUGCAUUAAAGAAUCUUUCAUUGAAUCGUGAUUGUAGAUAACGACAUAAGAUAUCCAUUUAAAUGCACUCUGUAAUAAAAAGACAUAUACGACCGCGCUUUCUCAUUUCUCACAUCGAAAUUGCUGCAAGGAAUAUACAUACAGGGUAUUCUAAAUUUCUCACAUUAUUUCUCGCCUAUAGAUUUCUCGAUUUUGCAGUUAAUAUUUAAAAAAAUACUCGUACAAUUAUUUUCUAAGGAAAAAAAAAAGAAAUAAAAUCUAAAUUGAUUAAGAAAUCUAUAUAAA
This is a messenger RNA of Cataglyphis hispanica, 3439 nucleotides long. Its product is annotated as dnaJ homolog subfamily C member 8. NCBI's taxonomy places the organism in Eukaryota, Metazoa, Arthropoda, Insecta, Hymenoptera, Formicidae. Gene Ontology annotation, cellular component: nucleus. The coding region runs from base 71 to 850 and encodes 259 amino acids. The record is from RefSeq and is a predicted model, not a curated record. The transcript has 6 exons.